This is a messenger RNA of Hippoglossus stenolepis (Pacific halibut), 2377 nucleotides long. RefSeq names its product 2-oxoglutarate receptor 1. The coding region runs from base 870 to 1889 and encodes 339 amino acids. The transcript is spliced from 2 exons. Gene Ontology annotation, biological process: G protein-coupled receptor signaling pathway. The record is from RefSeq and is a predicted model, not a curated record. NCBI's taxonomy places the organism in Eukaryota, Metazoa, Chordata, Actinopteri, Pleuronectiformes, Pleuronectidae. Gene Ontology annotation, molecular function: G protein-coupled receptor activity. Gene Ontology annotation, cellular component: plasma membrane.
CGUAGAGAGAGGAGUGAGCUAACUCGCUGCACUUUUAACUUCACUGUGUUUUCAUUGGUGCUAAAAGUGAAUAAUUAGGGUUAAAAAGGAGAAGCAAGUUGUUAUUUGAUGCACGAUUCUGGAUCCUGAUCCAACAUCAUGAUCCAGGAUGUGGCCGCAGCAGCAAAUCUAGAUCUGCACCAUAAAUCACAAGUGUAUUUUGUGAGACAUUAAUGUGAUGAAGAGGAAGAGGAGGAAGGAGAAGCUCCAUGUGUUGUUGUUGAGCCCCAUGAGACAAACUGUGAUUUGUGAAUCUCGGCUACACAAAUAAAGUUUAUAUGUUUCAUACGUGUCUAAUAUAAGAUAAAUUCUGUCACCAGUUCUUUCACAUAACUAAGAACAAGUCCAGAACAAUACGCUGCGUCGGGACGAACAUGACGGAUCCCCAGAAUAUCUUCUGUCUUGUAGGAUCCUUGUAGGUAAAUGUGACAGCAAAGGAAUUUGAUUGAAAAUGGGUGGAUUCCUAGUUGAAGAACAUACGUCUGUGUUCAGGGUUUAAAACACUUCAUGACACGAUGUGUAAUCUGAAACCAGGGCCUGUCUGUGCCAGAUUCAGGUAAUGACCUGGUGAAUCUGUUACUGGACUUCACCUCAAACCAGAUCUGAGCAGAAUCUUUCAAAACACAGAACCGACCCUUGCACUUUAUUGGCUCAUGCAUGACACCAGGAAGUCGGAACAAUGGGCUUUCACAGUGAAAUGAGCUGGAGUUCCCCCCUGGGUGUGGAAACUGGCUGAGUGGGAGGAGGAGUGACGGAGGAAUGGAUCUGGACAAGAGACCAGGAGACGCAGAAGGUUUGGACUGAAGACGCUGUCACUCACAGGCUCCAGAAUGGCGACCAGCCUCUACUAUGGAGACGACCACAACUGCACGUUUGUGGACCGACUGUUGACACGUUAUUUCCUGCCCGUCUCCUACUCCGUCAUCUUCAUCGUGGGCCUGGUGGGAAACGUGACCUCCAUCGGCAUCUACCUGACGAAGCUGCGUCCCUGGAAGAGCAGCAGCAUCAUCAUGGUCAACCUGGCGCUGACCGACCUCCUGUACGUCCUCAGCAUGCCCUUCCUGGUUUACUACUACAGCAACGGGGACUCGUGGACGCUCGGCGACCUCAUGUGCCGCUUUGUGCGCUUCGGGUUUCACUUCAACUUGUACGGCAGCAUCCUCUUCCUCACGUGUCACGCAGUUUUCCGCUACGUGGUGGUGACGAGGCCUUUGAGGGCCGCGCAGGUGCAGCAGACGUGUUGGGGAAUCGUUGCGUGUUCGUCUGUUUGGAUCAUCACCGCCGCUGAGAUAACCCCCAUGUUGACGAUGAAAAUGUUGGAGGAACACGACAACAAGACGUACUGUAUGGACUUCGCGAGCGCCAUACGUGAUAGCGUGGGCUCUUCUGAUCAGCGCUGGUAUAGCUGGCUGCUCACUACGCUCGGAUUUUUACUCCCCCUAGUGGUGGUGUUCAUCUGUUACAUCGGUAUCGUGAGAAAGCUCGCAGAAGGGCCCGGCGCGAGCACUUCCAGUCGGAUGCGAGCGAGUCGUGUGACCGUGCUGAUCCUGGUGGUGUUCGUUGUGUGUUUCCUGCCGUACCACAUCUUGCGUGUGUUGCGAAUAGAAAGUCGAGGUACGUCAGAGACACCGUGCAUGGUGGAGCGGGUCAUCCACGCCGCGUACAUCAUCUCCAGGCCUCUGGCUGGACUCAACACGUGUUUUAACCUGGCUCUGUACACUCUGUCAGGUGACAAGUUCAAGGGAGCUUUCCUCAGCACGUUCCACUGGAAGGGUUGGCUGACCAAGGCCCGGCCGCUGCUGCACAAGGCCUUCGUCAGCAGAGCAGGCGCUGACACGGCUGCUGUGUGAGCAACAACUGUCCAACACCUGAUUCACUCCAGCUGCUGUCAGACAGGAGGUUCUGCAGACUUUCUCCACUUGGCUAUAAAAAAAAAAGAAAAUCUAGAGGAGCCGAUGUGAGAAUGAACACGUUACAUCUUACGCUCUGGAGAUUUCUGUGUUGGUGUGAACGCGUCUCAGCGGAGAAUCUCCUGCUGCGUUGUUCAAGUGAGAAAGACAAACUCUGUCCUGAAACUAGUUCUGCUGAGGUCAUGUCUCAAUGCGGCUUCAGUGGACAAACAGUGACUCACUCUGAUGUGUGGAAUCACAGAUUGUAAAUAAACUGACCUAUUAGUGUCGGGCAGAAAGCGUGUGUCAACCCCUACGUGGAAAUAUACAUAAAGGUAAAAGUUUGCAUGUUAGAUUAGACUCUGUCUUUAACUGUCAGAGUGAUUUACCUGAAUAUGAUGAUAAUCUUCUGUUUCCUAUUCUAAUCAAUAAAGUAAAGUUGUGCUGGU